This is a messenger RNA of Linum tenue, 2275 nucleotides long. NCBI's taxonomy places the organism in Eukaryota, Viridiplantae, Streptophyta, Magnoliopsida, Malpighiales, Linaceae. The record is from the annotation of a GenBank genome assembly.
AGCCGGGAAGCAAGAAUCGGAUAACGAGACGCCCAAAAAAGUAAAGAGAGGGAGAGAGAGGGAGCUCGCCUUCUCCUCUCCAUCAAUGGAGAUUCUCAGCAAUCCUACACACUUCCUCUCUUCUUCUUCUUCCCGCCAACAAUUCCCGCGAUUCUUCUCCCCUCAAUUAUCAAAUCCGUUUCUGCCUAUCUCCCACGGAACUUCCAUCCUCACUCACCGCUCCAGUCUCUCCCUCUCCAAAUCCGCCUCCAUUGCAACCACCACCUUCGCCCUGGCCGACGACGGCAUUGGAGUUUCUUCAGGUGCCGAGGUCGCCAACGAUCUUACGCUUGAAGCAAGGAGGAAAGCUGCCGAUUUGUCACUGAGGGGCACUUCCAUAUUCCUUGUUGGAAUGAAAAGUUCGAUGAAAACCAAUUUGGGGAAGCUGCUGGCGGAAGUGUUCAAUUACUAUUACUUCGACAGUGAUGAAGUCGUGGAGCAAGCUGCUGGUGGUUCCUCUGCUGCCCAGUCAUUCAGAGAGAGCGACGAGGAGGGAUUCCGUGCAACCGAGACAGAAGUGUUGAAGCAAUUGACAUCCAUGGUGAGACUGGUAGUGUGUGCUGGAGAUGGUGCUGUUCAAAGCUCGACCAACUUGGCGCUUUUGAGAGAUGGGAUUUCUCUAUGGGUUGAUAUACCUUUAACCACGACACCCAGCAGCAUGAUUUCAGCCGAUUCUAGUUCCGAGGUUCUUGCUGCGUCUGAAGAUCUGAGAGGUAGAUAUGGCACAGCUGAUGGAACCAUUUCCCUACAACGGGUGGCUGCGAAACUAGGCUACGAAACGUUGGACUCCGUCACCCCUGAAGAUAUGUUGCUUGAGGUUCUGAACACGAUAGAGAAACUGAUGAGUGCAAAGAAGAUGAUGGAAGCUGCGGCUACACCAUUUUAGUGCCUACUUCUCUCCGACUGCCAAGUUUUUGCAGGGUAACUCUUUAUCAUGAAUCUUGGCUUCAGCUGCUAUUGACUUUGCCUUCAUGCAUUGGCACGAUUGUAUAAAUUAGGCCAGUAGAGGCUGCAAUUUUGGGCCGUGAACUUUAUACAAGAUCACCAACAUGCCACAUAUGCUGCGAAGCAUUCGACUUCGGAUCGAUGUAUGGUGAAAGAUCGGAAUUGGUUACGAGCUCUGCAUAGUGAUAGAAAAAUGGUCCGUGAAUGUGCUCAAGAUAACACUGGAUUUAUGCCCUUUGUCAUAUACCAAAAAUUGUGUUAGGUGUCUUGAUAUAUAAACGUUGAAAGAUCCGGCCGCAUGGGUUUGAUAACAUUAUUUAAUGUGUUAUAUCUUCAGCAUUACAAAUUACAUCUGAAGCGAGAACCAUAUCUCAUUCACCCGACCGGAAUGCUCGAACGGCGAGUUAUACUGCGCCACGCUGUACUUAAUUUUCCCGGCGCCACCAUCUCCAGCUUUCGCAACGGGGUCGGCCCAUUUGGUGCCGGCAAGGCUGGCCUGCAAGUUGGCCGCCUCCACGCCGACGUCGUUAUCAGCCACGAAGCCGCCGAAUUGCCUCACCGCCACGUAGGUAGGACCCCACCGCUGCACGUGGAGCCCCGCCGCCGGUGGUGGGUUCGCCUGGUUCUUCGCCGGGACGUAGAAGCUUGCCGUGAAGGAUGACUUGCAGAUUGGGCCGUCACUAGGGAGGACGUCGAUGACGACUGGGGCAGUCAUUUCGAUGGGCUGGGAGUACUUGUUCUUGCCUUGGAUGUAAUCAAACAGCAAGAAGAAGCCGGUUCUGGUGGCGUCGACGAGGGAGAUAUCCUGAAUCGGAAGAGUGGUAAUCCAAACCGACGAGUUAUAGCGACGAAUCUCGUAUCCGUUCCCACUUUCCACGACGCUGUAGCCGGGACACUCUAUCCGGUUGCAGCUUGGCGGGAACUCGGCCACCACUCCUCCAGUAUUACCGCCGGCGCCACCACUCUUCUCCGCCAAGAUAUCCCACUGCCCGGCGGCGGCGGCGGCGCCAAAGGUGUUGGCGAUGGAGAUGAGGCAAAUGAGAAAAGAGAGUUUGAGGAAUCCCCGGCUGCCGGCCGCCAUUUUGUUGGGUGGAGGCUGCUAAAUCUGAGGAGUUGUUGGGUUAGGGAGAUGGGUGGGUGGAAGAAUGAAGAUGCAGGUUGGAUUGGAUUUGCGGAAGAGAAGAGAUAAAGAGGGAGUUGGAUGGAUUAUUACCAUCCACUAGUUUUUUCUCUUCUUCUUCUUCUUGUUGAGACGAUAUGAAUGGGAUUGAUGGACCGACGGUUCGAUGGA